GAAAGCAAAAAUGAGAAACCUGAAAGUGGAAGAGAGCGAGAAAGUGAAAGAGGUGAUCAGGAAGGAGGUUAAAGAUUGGGACGACGAGUUGGUCUGCAGAGCCCGAUUCAAAGCCUUCAGCGGCCAACGGUCCGAUUGCGAACCCAUCUACCUCUUCUGGAGAAACCUGAUCCUCACCGUCGCUCGCCAACUAGGCCUCUUCAUCAUCAAACCCUCUCACCUCAAGACCCACUGGUUCAAUCGAGGAGGCCUCUCUCCCUUAUGCCUCGACGACGUCUUGUUUGUGAUGUACAAUGAAGGUGAAGCUGUGCCUGCUGCGGAUGUUGCCGACCCCACCGCCGGGCGGAUAUCCCGGAUUUUCAGGAGAGUGACCAGCUCCGUGGCUAGCUUUGCUUCUUCAGCACCGACUCCGCAGGUUCUGAUGGCACAUGAUCGUCUCAUUCUUACUCCGAUUCUCAAGGAUAAAGCUGUUGAAAUUGUGGAGGUUUUGUCUGAGUGCCAUUGGAAUGGUUGGUGCAUUGUCACCAUGGAGAGGUUCCGGGAAUUGUGUGGAGGGACGUUUGAAGGUUCGGUAGUCUUGUCUCACUUGUCAGCGCAGGGGAAGGCGCGGUAUCUCUCGCUUCCCAACAGGGGGGACUUAUUACAGGGUGUGAAAGUCUCCAUUUCAGCGUCUUCUGUUCCUAGUGUUUCAAGUUUAGACCGUGAUGUUCUGCACUUGACUUGGACAAGAGAGAGACUUCAACAACAACUUGAUGUAAUUGACCGAAGAUGUGAAACGUUAAGAAAAUCAGCAUUAGCUUGUUUGCAUUCUGGAAACAAGAAAGUGGCUCUGAGGCAUGCAAGAGAGUUAAAGUUGGCGAAUGAGAGUAGAGAAAAAUGUUCAACCUUCAUGAACAGAGUGGUGGAAGUUCUUGAUUUUAUCGCAAAUGCUGAAAUGACAAAGAAGGUUUCUGAAGCUAUCCAAAUUGGAGCUAAAGCUAUAAAGGAAAAUAAGAUUAGUGUGGAAGAAGUUGAAGAUAGCCUACAGGAAAUUGAGGAGAGCAUUGAUACACUAAAGCAAUUAGAAAAUAUUAUAGAAUCAACCCCCCUGUACUCAGUUACAGAUGAUGAAGAAAAUAUCGAAGAGGAGUUCAGGAAACUAGAGCUGGAUAUUGGACAUGAAAACCAUCAUGAACCAAUCGUGAAAACUGAGGUUAACAAUGCAGUAGAAACAGAGAGUUCUGCUGAAGUGUUGUUAGAUUCUUUAUCAAAUCUCAAGCUUUCAGAUGAUGGUCAAGCAAGGAUACCAGCAAUUCAGGGCACUGCCUCGACAGUAAGAAACAACAAAACAAAAACUCCUGACCUCGCUACCGCUUAACUUAUCCUGGAUACCAGAAUCAAUUUAUGAUGAUAUGCCAAUGUGCCAGGUGUUGUAAAUGGGAAUUCUGCAUAUGUUCUGCAUGUUAUAAUCUACCUUGGUGGAAACCAGGUUCAUUCUCAUUCUGCUUUCAAGUUAAAAUGAAUAGCUAAAGUUCUUUGUAACUUGGAAUGUUAGUACUCUUGCAGAUUGUAGGCAAAUAUAUUGUAUUGUAUUGUAUGGCAUUGUAUCAUGAAAAUUUAUCCGGUUUCACCAUGUUUGAUGUUGGUCGGCUCGUUCCCUUGCUCUUUGCUGUCAUUAGUGAUUAUUAUGGAUGAAAAAAAAAUAUGAACAAUGCAAUCAUAUGAACAAUGCAAUCAGUACAUCUGGGGUGUACAAAAUGGAUGAAUGUAAUGGCUCUAUAAAACAAUGGGAACAGC
Messenger RNA from Fragaria vesca subsp. vesca, 1776 nucleotides. RefSeq names its product charged multivesicular body protein 7-like. The record is from RefSeq and is a predicted model, not a curated record. The coding region runs from base 11 to 1357 and encodes 448 amino acids. Gene Ontology annotation, cellular component: cytoplasmic side of plasma membrane; ESCRT III complex; multivesicular body. Lineage: Eukaryota; Viridiplantae; Streptophyta; Magnoliopsida; Rosales; Rosaceae. The transcript has 8 exons. Gene Ontology annotation, biological process: late endosome to vacuole transport via multivesicular body sorting pathway; vesicle budding from membrane.